GCCCGGGACGCCUGGCUCUGCCCGCUCCGCUCCGCUCGCCAAUCGCCUCCAGAGCUCCAGGCAUGGCCCCAAGUACCGUGGCGGUGGAGAUGCUCAGUCCCAAGGAGAAAAACCGACUGCGGAAGCCGGUGGUGGAGAAGAUGCGUCGGGACCGCAUCAACAGCAGCAUAGAGCAGCUGAAGCUGCUGCUGGAACAGGAGUUCGCGCGGCACCAGCCCAACUCCAAACUGGAGAAGGCCGACAUCCUGGAGAUGGCCGUCAGCUACCUGAAGCACAGCAAAGCCUUCGCCGCGGCCGCCGGCCCCAAGAGCCUGCACCAGGACUACAGCGAGGGCUACUCGUGGUGCCUGCAAGAGGCGGUGCAGUUCCUGACCCUGCAUGCUGCCAGCGACACGCAGAUGAAGCUGCUUUACCACUUCCAGCGGCCUCCAGCUUCCGCCGCGCCUGCCAAGGAGCCCCCGGCGCCCGGCGCUGCGCCCCAGCCGGCACGCUCCUCUGCUAAGGCCGCUGCCGCCGUCUCCAACUCGCGCCAACCCGCCUGCGGCCUCUGGCGGCCCUGGUGACCCAGCGGCCGUCGGGUGCCUGGAGCGGACCAGAGGAAGAGCUCUUUCCUCUGGAUGUGGGAAGACAUUCCCCAGCCUCAGUUCCGUCCCAGGUUGGCCGCUACCUUCUUCCGAAGGUUCCCUCCCCAGGCUGGCUGGCCAGCAGGAGGGUCAUUCUUAGAGAAUGUGUGUGCAGAGUUGUCAUUUGGGUAUAAUCAGGGCCCACCUUCUGCCGCCUGUCCGACCCCGUGGGGUUGUUUUGUGUUUGCAUUUCAGCAAGUGACUUCUGCGAAGUUCUCGGUCACUACCGGGGGUUCUAUGAUAUUUGUAGAGUCGGGGGUUGGUUCACCCCAGCCCGUAGAGGACUUUCUUCAGGGCCUGUUGCUGCUGGGCAAGCACCCUGCAGGCGGGCUGUGCCCUGGGCACAUUUGCCUUUUGUGAAGGCGGAACUGCAGGUGUUUCCUCAUAGGAAAGCACUCAGCCUGCGUGGGCGUAGGGCCCAUGGGACCUCACCUCAAGGUCCACAUGGCCUUGGCUGUCUGAUGCGUGCUCACAGUGGGGCUGUCUGGGAGGGUGGGGUCUCCGCGACGAUCCUUAAAGGAUUCCUUUGUAUGGGUGGGUGCAUGUGGGCACGAUUUUGUACUUAAGAAUUUGAACUCAUGGUCAUGUGGGAGAACACAGGCUGUUCUGAAGGCUUCCAAUAAAACAUCAAGCCCUCCA
Molecule: messenger RNA, 1262 nt
Organism: Grammomys surdaster
Lineage: Eukaryota; Metazoa; Chordata; Mammalia; Rodentia; Muridae
Gene: Hes5
Product: hes family bHLH transcription factor 5
Exons: 3
Coding region: 63-563 (166 amino acids)
Biological process (GO): regulation of transcription by RNA polymerase II; regulation of neurogenesis; anterior/posterior pattern specification
Cellular component (GO): nucleus
Molecular function (GO): protein dimerization activity; RNA polymerase II cis-regulatory region sequence-specific DNA binding; DNA-binding transcription factor activity, RNA polymerase II-specific
Source: RefSeq, a predicted model, not a curated record